AUGUUUUCAGGCUUAGGCGGACAACAAAGUAAUACUGGGGGCGGCGGCUUGUUUGGAAAUUCCACAGCGACUACUUCCCAGCCACAAUCGGGAGGCCUUUUCCCAGGAACUGCAAAUGCAAGCACAGCGCAGAGUGGCACAACUGGCGGAGGCUUAUUCGGGGGUGCUUCUACCGCACAGACUCAAUCAAAACCCCUGUUCGGUGGCUUGGGAACGUCUACUAACACAGGGGGAUCGCUAUUCGGCGGUGCGAACCAAAACAACACACAACAACAGCAGCAAGCCCAAAAGCCUACAUUAUCUUUGUUUGGAAACCAGAAUACCACAACACAGCAACCAGCGCAGCCGACUGCCGCAGCUGGAACGGUAGUCCCAGGGGUCAAAGUGGACUUGAGCAAUCUUCUGCCGACGACCAAGUAUGAGAGCUGUGCCGACGAGAUCAAGAAGGAGCUGGAAGUAUUCGACAAUUACGUUCUUACGCAAAUCAAGAUGUGCAACGAAGUGGGAAACAUGAUCCCUAGCAUUGCUGCCCAGGGAGAGACCAUUCCGAACGACGUGGAGUAUGUCCAGGGAAAAUUGGAAACAAUGCAGCACGCACUCGAAAACGAUGCCAGCGAUAUUGAUCAGUUACGGAAUCUUGUGGCUCGUGAUGCGGCUGAGGCACAAGUGGGCUUCCGGGCGAUUGAUACCCUCAAGCUACCUUUGCAGUUCCAGCCUGCAGGGGGCUCUGGGUGGUGGUCUGUUCAAGACCAGAAACUGUCGGAUCGACAAUCGUUGCGGUCAACACGCAAGAACACUUUGGCUCUUCCCGACGAUGUCGAAGGCGAUUCUUCUACGACCGUCAAUGGAGUACCUGUUAACCUUGUCGAUUAUUUCUCUCAGCGUUCUGACGAGAUGGGGACCGUCCUCGAACGUUACAAGCAGAACUUGAAAGAGAUUGAAGACCACCUUCAUGGAGUCGAGGCUACCCUGGAGCGACAGAUCCACGAAUUCGUGACAUCUCGCAGCCGCGAUGGAGCCACUGCGGGAACACCCAAAUCGGUGCUUAAUGAUCUUGCUGUUGUGCUUGGGGACGUUGAGGCUGGUAUUCUGGGGGUUGCCAGUCGUCUCGGGGGAGUUACAGAACAAGUUCAAGAAGUGGUGCUGGGGCCGCCAUCUCUUGGCGAGGGUAGACUGAACUUGUAA
Molecule: messenger RNA, 1185 nt
Organism: Aspergillus bombycis
Lineage: Eukaryota; Fungi; Ascomycota; Eurotiomycetes; Eurotiales; Aspergillaceae
Product: nucleoporin FG repeat-containing protein
Exons: 2
Coding region: 1-1185 (394 amino acids)
Biological process (GO): nucleocytoplasmic transport
Cellular component (GO): nuclear pore
Molecular function (GO): structural constituent of nuclear pore
Source: RefSeq, a predicted model, not a curated record